This is a messenger RNA of Exophiala dermatitidis NIH/UT8656, 1179 nucleotides long. RefSeq lists its product as uncharacterized. The coding region runs from base 1 to 1179 and encodes 392 amino acids. NCBI's taxonomy places the organism in Eukaryota, Fungi, Ascomycota, Eurotiomycetes, Chaetothyriales, Herpotrichiellaceae. The record is from RefSeq and is a predicted model, not a curated record. The transcript is spliced from 2 exons.
AUGUGUAGAUUUCUUGUCUACAAAGGCUCCAAGCCUAUCAUACUCUCCAAGCUCAUCACCGAACCAUCUCACAGCAUUCUGACCCAGUCCUACGACAGUCGUCUCCGUCUUGACAGCCGACGUCCGGUCAACGGAGAUGGGUUUGGGGUAGGCUGGUACACCGAGCCAGAGCUCGGCCCGGAUCCAUGUAUUUUCACUUCCACCUUGCCGGCAUGGAACUGUGUCAACCUGGAGCGGAUAGCACCCAAGACCGCGUCCAAUUUGAUAUUUGCUCAUGUUCGAGCGACUACCGAAGGCUCCUUGGCGGAGAACAACUGUCACCCGUUCCAGCACAAUACCCUGAUGUGGAUGCAUAAUGGAAAUGUCGGGGCGUGGAAGUAUGUCAAACGACCACUUGCUGCCAGUCUCGCGGACAAAUGGUUCCUUGGUGUGAAAGGUGGCACUGAUUCUGAGUGGGCAUUCGCCCUCUUCCUGGACACCUUGGAGCGGGAAGGAGUUGAUCCUAGCUCGGAACCUGAAGGCGGGUUUGAAACUAAGGUGCUUCGACGAGCCAUGAAGAAAACGAUUGCCAAGAUCAAUGCUUUUGUCAAAGCCGUCUCCACCGAACACCAGCUCGACGACGUCGAGACGAGAAGUUUGCUGAAUUUCGCUGUCACAGAUGGGCAUUCAGUCAUUGUGACGAGGUAUGUCAGCAGCAAGACCGACGCCGCUGCCAGCUUAUACUAUUCCUCCGGUACGGCCUGGGUGGAAGGAAAGACCAAAGGGCAGUUUAGAAUGGAACGGAGAGAUAAGGCAUCGGAUGUGGUUUUGGUCGCCAGCGAGCCCUUGACAUUUGAAAGGCAUAACUGGCUGUCCGUUCCUACGAACACGAUCGUGACAAUUUGCAACCAGACAGUUUAUGUGCGGCCAAUCAAGGACGAAUUUUACGACGAGGAUCCAUCGACGGAGCGCUCCACCGGCUUUGCGAGAUCCAAGGGAUUGGUAUCAAAGGCUCCAGGUGGUGGUACGGAAACUCCCACGACAAUGGCAGGAACACCAGUGCCCCGCAACGAAGUCGAGGCCGCCGCCGGUGGCUAUAUCGUCAAGGAAAAGCUAGCCGAUUUUCAUUCAAGAAUGGCCAACUUUCACCUACAGAAUGGAGCUAUCGUAAGCGGAAGAAAUGAGCCACUCCGGGCUUAG